AUGAAAUAAGUAUUGAUGUCCAUUCAUAAUAACGAUUUAGUUAAAAGAUCUUAGAAUGAAAGCUUAAAUAUAACUCAGAAGAAUAAAGAAGAUUAUUCAUAGAAGAUGAUCGAUCAUUCAAAUAUUCACCAUUCUUCUUUUUUCUUAUAAAUGGAGUUUUGUUCUUUAAACUCCAUCUUGAAAUGCUAAACAAGAAAUUAUGUAGACUAUCUUAGUGAGAUAUUUCUGGAGUAUUUAUUUUUAAUGUCAAAAGUAGUUUAGUUAAUAACCUUUUUAACAGGAAUGGCAGUAAUUAAGGUUAUUUAGAUUGUGAUUCUAAUUCUUUACGAGAUAUCUUAUAUUAGUAAAGUAGAGUUCUUGUGUGUGUUUCAAUAAAGAAUCCUUGCAAAUACCAUUUUGGAGUGA
Molecule: messenger RNA, 405 nt
Organism: Paramecium tetraurelia
Lineage: Eukaryota; Ciliophora; Oligohymenophorea; Peniculida; Parameciidae
Exons: 2
Source: RefSeq, a predicted model, not a curated record